CCGAGCAGUUUCUACUGUAACACAUGAGAUUCUGUCAAAUCAGGAAGUGUGCGCGGAUUUUGUCAUUGACGCGGCUUUCUACUGUAUCUGUUAUUAAUGUUAACAACAAACGAGAUGAUCUGCAUGUGCUGACUUUAUACAGUAAAAGCCACAAAGCAUGCUAAAUUCACUCUGGAACAGAGGACGUCCAGACACAAACCACACUAAUGCUGAUGAUCAGUCCGAGAAUGGCUUCGGGAAUGCAAGAGAAACAGUACACCCCAUCUCUUCUCAGUUUUUUCGUCUAUAAUCCUUCAUUUGGGUCACGGGAGGGAGAGGAGGAGAAGAAGAUUUUAUUCUACCAUCCCAGUGAGGUCGAGAAGAAUGAGAAGAUCCGUAAUGUCGGUCUUUGUGAGGCCAUUGUACAGUUUACCAGAACCUUCUGUCCAACAAAGCCUGCUAAAUCCCUACACACACAGAAGAACAGGCAGUUCUUCUUUGAAGCAGAGGACAGUUUCUGGAUCGUUAUGGUGGUGCGGAACCCGAUGGUAGAAACACCGAAUAAAGAUGGGAGACCUCCCACGAUAGAAUAUCAGGAAGAGGAAAUACUUGACACAGUUUAUGGUGCAGUAUUACGGGAAUGCUACAGUAUGUACAAGCUCUUCAAUGGCACAUUUGGCAGAGCAAUGGAAGCAGGCGGGGUGGAGCUGCUCAUGCAGAAGCUUGACAAGUUCUUUUACAGGUACCUGCAGACGCUGCACCUGCAGUCCUGUGACCUGCUGGACGUGUUCGGUGGGAUUGCCUUUUUCCCCCUGGACAAGAUGACCUACCUGAAGAUCCAGUCAUUUGUCAACAGAGUGGAGGAGAGCCUCAGCCUGAUCAAAUACACAGCCUUCCUCUACAACGACCAGCUGAUAUGGAGUGGUCUGGAGCAGGAUGACAUGCGGAUCCUGUAUAAGUACCUGACAACGUCACUGUUCCCCAGACACUCUGAACCAGAGCUGGCUGGUAGGGACUCUCCCUUAAGGCCAGAGGUGGCAGGGAAUCUGCUUCACUAUGGGAGGUUUUUGACAGGACCUGCUAAUCUCAAAGACCCAGAGGCCAAAUUCCGGUUCCCUAGAAUAUUUGUCAACACAGAGGACAGUUAUGAGGAGCUGCAUCUGAUAGUUUAUAAGGCGAUGAGUGCAGCGGUUUGUUUUAUGAUCAGCGCAUCUGUGGAGCUGACGAGGGAGUUCUGUGAGCAGCUGGAUGGUCUGGUGGGACCUCAGCUCACCCUGCUGGCCUCCGACAUAUGUGAACAAUAUAAUGUCAACCGCAGGAUAUCAGGGCCGGACAAGGAGCCCCAGUUCAAGUUCAUCUACUUCAACCACAUGAACCUGGCAGAGAAGAGCACCAUCCACAUGAGGAAGACAGCCAGUGUCUCUCUGACUUCGGUCCACCCAGACCUCAUGAAGAUUCUGGGAGACAUCAACUGUGACUUCGCCAGGGUCGAUGAAGAUGAAGAGAUCAUUGUGAAGGCUAUGACAGACUACUGGGUGGUCGGCAAGAAGUCGGACCAGAGAGAACUCUACGUUAUCUUGAACCAGAAGAAUGCCAAUUUGAUUGAAGUUAAUGAGGAAGUGAAGAGGCUCUGUGCGACACAGUUCAACAACAUUUUCUUCUUGGACUGAAAGAAAAAAA
Salvelinus sp. IW2-2015 is the source of this 1659-nucleotide messenger RNA. NCBI's taxonomy places the organism in Eukaryota, Metazoa, Chordata, Actinopteri, Salmoniformes, Salmonidae. The record is from RefSeq and is a predicted model, not a curated record.